This is a messenger RNA of Seriola dumerili (greater amberjack), 3585 nucleotides long. RefSeq names its product protein NLRC3-like. The transcript has 8 exons. The record is from RefSeq and is a predicted model, not a curated record. Lineage: Eukaryota; Metazoa; Chordata; Actinopteri; Carangiformes; Carangidae. Gene Ontology annotation, molecular function: protein binding.
AUGUACAAGCCAGGCCCCUCUACAAUCAUCCUGGAGUUACCAAGAGGAGAGUUUGAUUCUCCUGCCUGCAGCUAUCAAGCCACAUCAGAGAAGACCACCCACUCUGCUGACUCUCCUUCCUCUGGCUUUGAAGCCAUCGUGGAGACCGUGGACCAGAACAAGCUGUUUGUCACCCUGCUGACCCUGAGACUGCUCCAAAAGUGCAGUGUCCUGGACAUCUGCACGGAGGAAGAACUGGCCACCUACGCCAAACACCUGGUGAACCGAACACUGCAGGGACUCACCGUGAGAGACGGUUUCUGCCCUGAUGAAAAAGACAUCAAAAAGAUCUGCAGGGCCGUCAUCAAGGAUCUCACCAAGAAGCUUGGCGGGAAGAGCUCUCUGAACUUUGUGAUGCUGUCUGAGCAACCAAGCGUGGAUGCGGUCAUCGUCAACACACUACAAGUCAACAUCUCAAAGUACUCGACUGUGUCUGCAAAAAAGAAGAAGACAUCUUCACGCAGUAAACUCUUCUGGCCUGCUAUAAGUCUGGGAGCUCUUCUUGAGGAGAGCAUUAACACGUUUGUGAAGAAUGAGCUCAAGAGAUUUCACAGGGUUUUGAGCGCUUGUCCAGACAACACAAAAAGGAAGAGGGAGGAGGAGGAGGUGGUUGAUGGUGAGGAUGAGGAUGAGGAGCAGAGGAGGAGCAGAGAAUCUUUUCUGAACAUCACUCUGUGCUUUCUGAGGAGACUGAAGCAGGAGGAACUGGCUGAUUCUCUCCAGAGGAGAGAUUCUGCUGUCAUGUGUCAGGAAAAACUCAAAUCUAACCUGAAGAAGAAGUUCCAGUGUGUGUUUGAGGGGAUCUCUAAAGCAGGAAACCCAACCCUUCUGAAGCAGAUCUACACAGAGCUCUACAUCACAGAGGGAGGGACUGGAGAGGUCAAUGAUGAAAAUGAGGUCAUACAGAUUGAAACAGCAUCCAGGAAACCAGUCAGUCCAGAAACAACCAUCAGACAAGAAGACAUCUUUAAAGCCUCACCUGGAAGAGACGGACCAAUCAGAGCAGUGAUGACAAAGGGAGUGGCUGGCAUUGGGAAAACAGUCUUAACACAGAAGUUCACUCUGGACUGGGCUGAAGACAAAGCCAACCAGGACAUACAGUUCACAUUUCCAUUCACCUUCAGAGAGCUGAAUGUGCUGAAAGAGAGAAAGUUCAGCUUGGUGGAACUUGUUCAUCACUUCUUUACUGAAACCAAAGAAGCAGGAAUCUGCAGGUUUGAUCAGUUCCAGGUCGUGUUCAUCUUUGACGGUCUGGAUGAGUGUCGACUUCCUCUGGACUUCCACAACACUGAGAUCCUGACUGAUGUUACAGAGUCCACCUCAGUGGACGUGCUGCUGACAAACCUCAUCAGGGGGAAACUGCUUCCCUCUGCUCGCCUCUGGAUAACCACACGACCUGCAGCAGCCAAUCAGAUCCCUCCUGAGUGUGUUGACGUGGUGACAGAGGUCAGAGGGUUCACUGACCCACAGAAGGAGGAGUACUUCAGGAAGCGGAUCAGAGAUGAGGAGCAGGCCAGCAGCAUCAUCUCCCACAUCAAGACAUCACGAAGCCUCCACAUCAUGUGCCACAUCCCAGUCUUCUGCUGGAUCACUGCUACAGUUCUGGAGGAGGUGAUGAAAACCAGAAGGAGAGGAGAGCUGCCCAAGACCCUGACUGAGAUGUACAUCCACUUCCUGGUGGUUCAGCUAAAACUGAAGAACGUCAAGUAUGAUGGAGGAUCAGAGACAGAUCCACACUGGAGUCCAGAGAGCAGGAAGAUGAUUGAGUCUCUGGGAAAACUGGCUUUUGAGCAGCUGCAGAAAGGAAACCUGAUCUUCUAUGAAUCAGACCUGACAGAGUGUGGCAUCGAUAUCAGAGCAGCCUCAGUGUACUCAGGAGUGUUCACACAGAUCUUUAAAGAGGAGAGAGGCCUGUACCAGGACAAGGUGUUCUGCUUCGUCCAUCUGAGUGUUCAGGAGUUUCUGGCUGCUCUUCAUGUCCAUCUGACCUUCAUCAACUCUGGAGUCAAUCUGCUGUUGAAACAGUCCACAUCCUGGUUAUCUAAACUAUUUCAAGACAAAUCUGAACUUGCUUAUUUCUACCAGUAAGCUGUAGAUGAGGCCUUAAAGAGUCCAAAUGGACACCUGAACUUGUUCCUUCGCUUCCUCAUGGGUCUUUCAUUGCAGACCAAUCAGCGUCUUCUACAACUCCAGUUUACAUACAAAGGAAGUAUCUCACAGACCAAUGAGGAAACAGUCCAGUACAUCAGGGAGAAGAUUGGUGAGAAUCCUUCCCCAGAGAAAAGCAUCAACCUGUUCCACUGUCUGAAUGAACUGAAUGAUCGUUCUCUAGUGGAGCAGAUCCAACAGUCCCUGAGAUCAGGACGUCUCUCCACAGAUAAACUGUCUCCUGCUCAAUGGUCAGCUCUGGUCUUCAUCUUACUGUCCUCAGAAGAAGAUCUGGACAUGUUUGACCUGAAGAAAUACUCUGCUUCAGAGGAGGCUCUUCUGAAGCUGCUGCCAGUGGUCAAAGUCUCUAACAAAGCUGUACUGAGUGGCUGUAACCUCUCAAAGAGAAGCUGUAGAGCUCUGUCCUCAGUCCUCAGCUCCCAGUCCUCUAGUCUGAGACACCUGGACCUGAGUAACAACGACCUGCAGGACUCAGGAGUGAAGCUAUUGUCUGCUGGACUGGAGAGUCCACACUGUACACUGGAGACUCUCAGGCUGUCAGGAUGUCUGGUCACAGAGGAAGGCUGUGCUUCUCUGGCCUCAGCUCUGAGCUCCAACCCCUCCCACCUGAGAGAGCUGGACCUGAGCUACAAUCAUCCAGGAGACUCAGGACUGAAGCUUCUGUCUGCUGGACUGGAGGAUCCAGACUGGAGACUGGACACUCUCAGAGUGGACAACAGUGGAAUCUGCAGGCUGAAACCAGGUCUGAGGAAGUAUUACUGUGAACUCACACUGGACUCAAACACAGCGCUACGAAAAGUCAAACUGUCCGAUGACAACAGGAAGGUGACAGCGGUGGAGGAGGAGCAGCCGUAUCCUAAUCAUCCAGACAGAUUUAACCACUGGGGACAGAUCCUGUGUGAAACUGGUCUGACUGGUUGCUGUUACUGGGAGGUCAAGUGGGAAGGGUGGGUUGAUAUAGGUGUGACUUACAGAAGGAUCAAAAGGAAAGGAAAUGGUGCAGACUGCAGGCUCGGAGGGAAUGAUCAGUCCUGGGUUUUGGACUGUUCUGAUGAAGGUUUCAUUGUUUGUCACAAAAACAGUGGAACAUCUGUUCGUCCUCCGGCCUCCUCGUCUAACAGAGUGGGAGUGUAUCUGGACUGGCGGGCCGGCACUCUGUCCUUCUACAGCGUCUGCUCUGACACACAGAUCCACCUCCACACCAUCAACACCACAUUCACUGAACCUGUCUACCCUGCGUUCAGGAUUAGGGAUAAGUCAUUUGGCGCCUCACUGUCACUGUGUUGGCUGUAAGAGAGAGACAGAGAGAGGUAACUGCCAAGAAGAACAAGUGGACUAGUUCAAAGUCAGCUGCUGACAAGCCAGGUUCAGUCUUUA